GGCUUUGAGAACAAUAAAUUUAAUGAUUUCGUCGGAGAUGCUGAAUUCGGAUCCAUAGAUCGAAAAUUGACGGUCAACAAAAUCGAUGGCUCAUGCUCCGGACAGGACGACGACGAUGAUUCCGUAUGCGUGUGUGGUGAAUCGUUGUUGUUGUGGUUGUUCCCCUCUGUCCAGAUGCUCUGUUUUGCAGGCCACCGACGAGCUAAAGAUGGACGACGACGAACAAGAAGGGGAGGAGGACUGGCGACCUCGAUGGCGGAAGAAAGAAGGAAUGGCGGGG
Messenger RNA from Linum tenue, 280 nucleotides. The record is from the annotation of a GenBank genome assembly. Lineage: Eukaryota; Viridiplantae; Streptophyta; Magnoliopsida; Malpighiales; Linaceae.